This is a messenger RNA of Neodiprion fabricii, 2269 nucleotides long. Its product is annotated as putative RNA polymerase II subunit B1 CTD phosphatase RPAP2. NCBI's taxonomy places the organism in Eukaryota, Metazoa, Arthropoda, Insecta, Hymenoptera, Diprionidae. Bases 499 to 2157 code for a protein of 552 amino acids. Gene Ontology annotation, molecular function: RNA polymerase core enzyme binding; RNA polymerase II CTD heptapeptide repeat phosphatase activity. The transcript is spliced from 6 exons. Gene Ontology annotation, cellular component: nucleus; cytoplasm. The record is from RefSeq and is a predicted model, not a curated record.
CGGCAUUCUCUUAUUAAAUUUAAAAAAAAAACCUGAUAUUAUCAACGGCAGCGCCUCCAGUGUAGAAAUUAUUUCUCCACAUUUUCGGCCGUUUCUUCGUUAAGAUCGUUCUCUUUCUAUCUAGACUCCAUGACUGCACCACCACCUUUAAUGCUCCAUGUGCACCACACUCAUUUUUAACAACUUGUAUGGUUGGCUUAUACCAAGACCCGAGCUGUCGGUUUGACAGGUUAGAAGGAGCGAUUCAAAUUUCCUCGAGAUUUCUCUGUAGCAUCCAAAUGUAGUAUCUGUUAAUAAUGUAUCGCAAAUAUUCCUGAAUCAAUUGUCAGGCUGUUGGUGGAAUCUUAUCAAACUAUAAUUGCAUGUACAACCUUGUCAUCGAUAAAACCGACCCUAAUCUCACCUAGCGUAACCUAAAUAUAAUUGUUUUUCACGCUAAUUCGCCCUUGUUGUCCCAGAUAUUACAGGUAUAAAUCAUUGAAACAUUAAAACACAACGAUGACAUCAACGUCGAGGAAACGUAACGAUGGGAGCAGAACAAAAAUGAAAAUGAGCAAGGAACAACUGCAGCUGGCUCUGACUAAGAAACGGCAGUGUGAUGCGAGAGCUUUAGCAAUUGUAGAACGGUUGAUAGAUGAUGCAGUCGACCAAACUUGGCUUUUGGAAAAUCUGGAGCAUAUCAAUCGAUGUCACAUGGACGACGUAGUUGAAGAAAGAGCUAUAUUGAGACGGUGUGGUUAUGCUCUGUGCGACAAUCCAUUGAAAUUGAAUAUAAAUCAAAAAUAUCACAUAUCGACUCGCAAUAAUAAGGUUUAUGAUGUAAGUCGCAGAAAAAAUUUCUGCAGCAAUAACUGUUAUGGAGCAACAAAUUACAUUCUUGAACAAAUGCUCACCAGCCCACUGUGGCUGAGAAAUCCGAAAGAAAAGCCUUGCUUCCAGCUGCUACCUCCCACUGGAUUAAUUAAAAAAAGUACUCCAGGCGAUGAAGUUUACCUGGGACGAGAAAACGUCUCUGUUGAUUCAUGCGAAAUGAAACAAACUGAUAAAGCUAUCGUGUCUGACAAAUUACCAUCAACAGAGAGUAAUAAUGCGAUUGAAAAUACUAUAAAUAAUGUACCUGAUAAUUCCAUAAAUAAAUCAGGCACCGAAAUCGUUGAAGGGGAUGUAAGUGCUAAAGAAAUAGCCAAUCUUCACAAACCCGCAGAACCAGUUGCACGCCAAAGUAAUAAAUGUGAUACUUUGGCGGUUGAACAAGAUGUUCGAUCAAGCAUAAACAACAUUUCCAAAGUAAAUGCAAAACAAGAUAAAACGCGCAAAGUACAUGGCAAACAAGAUGUCAGGAAAAGUAAGGUGGAUUCAAGCUGGUUUGUUGAACGUAUCAAACAUUAUUUACAAGAGUGGCUUACUUUGGAUUCCUUGGCUCUGUUGUCGGGAGAUGUGUGGUUGAAGCAGCAAAAAAUAGAUGAAAUUACGAAACAUACAAAGGACAGUAAAUUCCAAAAGAAAUAUGUUGAACUAUGCCAAAAAAUCGAUUCAUGCCAAGUAGAUGAAGACACUGACGAGGAAGAUAGUAAACGCGAUUUAAAACCUCUACCAGAUUACAGUGUGCUGAAAGAAGCAAGUGCCCAAAUAGAGGUCAAGGUACGAGCAUUUUACCAAGGCCAAACUUUGAUAGAUGCAACAAAACCACCAUCAGGUAACGCAGUUGCUAAUGAGGAAGGUGAUUCCAGUACAUUCAUGCCAAUGCUUGGAGAGCGUGAGCCUAGAACACUCAGGAGACGUAUAAUUUUGGAGAAACUUGAUAAAGUGUUGCCAGAAAUGGUGCGUACCUUGGCUGGAGGCGAGUUUGCUGUUGAUGGAUGUAUCAGCACUAACGGGUGUGGAAAAACGGUGAAAGCUCUUGUAAACACCUUUUCGUUAUCGGCUAGCAAUGUUAUCCCUAAGCCUGCGGAAUGGAACCUUCUUGGCCUUAUUUUUAUAAGACUGUUGAGCACCUCCGAGCCCAGGUUGAGGUUUCUACUGGGUACAGACCGAGCGUCAAAGUAUAUAACUAUGAUUCUAAUGUCUUAUAAUUUGGAGCCUAGUGACUUGGACACGCUGGUAGCGGUGGCAACAGACAUCCAGUUAGUUAGCAAUAAGAAUUUUCCAAAAAAAUAACGAUAAUUCGAUUUCUCCUGACGCUGACAGAUCUUCAGAGAUAUAAAAUGUAUGAUUCUGGUUUCUGUGAUACCACGCAAGCGUGCAUGCGAAAUAAAAUAAUAAAAGUGAA